AGCCGAGCGCCACCGCGCCCCGCCGCGCCGCGUCUCCAUGGUGACGGCCGGGCCCGGGCCCCAUGGCCGCCAGCGGCGCCGACGCCAUCGCCUGGUACCAGAAGAAGAUCGGCGCCUACGACCAGCAGAUCUGGGAGAAGUCGGUGGAGCAGACCGAGAUCAAGGGCUUCGGCGCCAAGCCCAAGAGGAAGGGCCGCAUCCAGCCGGACCUCAUCGACGUGGACCUGGUCCGAGGCUCCACCUUCGCCAAAGCCAAGCCUGACAUCCCCUGGACCUCGCUGACGGGGAAGGGGAUCGUGCGCGUCGUCUUCUUCCCGCUCUUCAGCCGCUGGUGGGUGCGGGUCACGUCCCCGCGCAUCUUCACCUGGCUGCUGGGGCUGUACCUCCUGCAAGUGGUUGCAGUUGUGUUGUAUUUCCUGGUACCUGUUGUGAGUGCAAGUGAAAUCAUUGGACCAAUGUGCCUUAUGCUACUGAUGGGAACUGUUCACUGUCAGAUAGUGUCCACCCAGGUAAACAAGCCCUCAGGGAACAGCAGCAGCAGCAGGAGGAGGAGAAAAUUACGGAAAUCUGCCGGUGGGGAUGGGUGCAGAGACACUGGCAGUUUGUCUUCUUCUGAUAAAGCUAGUAAAGGAGAAGAGCAAUCAGAACUUCUGUCCCUCGUCAGCAGUUUGCUUGGCCUGGUCUUCCGAAGGAGAUUCAGGAGGGUGAAACUGGUAGCUGAAAAAGGGACUGAAACAGAAAACAGUGUGAGUUCUGUCAACAGUGGCAUUAAACACAGACAGUCCAGAUCCGAAUAUCGACUACUACACUUGAAAGAGAGAGAGAAACUUGCAGAUGGGGGAAAGAAUCAUCAGGAGGGCUCCAUGCACACAGGUGGCAUUUCUGAUGAUCUGUCAAGUGACGAGGAUGCUGAAGCUGUGGCACAGAGGAUUUUGUUACGCAGAAGCAUAGAAGGGGCCUCCAGUGACAAUAGCUAUGAGGACAAGAACAGGAAUCCUCUCAUUUCCCCAAACCAGCCUGUGUCCCAGGUUAAGCAAGCUGGUAAAGGUACCAGAGAUUCUGACAGCCUGGUAGAAUCCGAACUCGAAUCGACAGCCUUUAGUCAGGAAUCCAGGUCUUGUUUUAGUGCUGGGUCCCGGAGCUGCAGCAUCUCCCGGAGGGACUCGGAGAGCACCCGCCACGAUUCAGAGACGGAGGACAUGCUUUGGGAUGACCUGCUCCAUGGGCCAGAGUGCCGCUCCUCCUAUACUAGUGACAGCGAAGAAGCUAACGUGAGAGGAAGUAAACGGGAUCUGAAAGAGGAUGUUUUCCAGCAGAACCAUUUGUUCUGGCUACAGAAUACCAGCCCUGCAUCUGCAAGAGUGAGUGCCCUCAUCUGGGAAGGGAACGAGUGCAAGAAGCUGGACAUGUCUGUACUGGAGAUCAGUGGCGUUAUCAUGAGCAGGGUCAAAGCCUAUCAGCAGGGAGUGGGCUACCAGAUGCUGGGCAACACCAUCACCAUCGGGCUGGCGUUUCUUCCCUUCCUCUACCGGCUCUUCCAUACCAAGAACCUGGAGCAGCUGUGCUCCAUUUCUGUGAAGGACCUGCUGCAUGUCUUCUGUGGGGCGCCUACCAUUACCCCUGUCAUCAUCCUGGCUGUGAUUAACUUCCUUGAGCGGCUGUGCCUAACCUGGAUGUUCUUCUUCAUGAUGUGCGUUGCUGAGAGAACCUACAAACAGCGCCUUUUGUUUGCCAAGCUUUUUAGCCACAUCACAUCUGCUCGGAAAGCCAGGAAGUAUGAAAUCCCUCACUUCAGACUCAAGAAAGUGGAAAAUAUUAAAAUAUGGUUAUCCCUUCGCUCCUAUCUGAAGAGGCGAGGGCCCCAGCGAUCUGUGGACGUAGUUGUAUCUUCCAUCUUUUUACUGGCUCUGUCAAUUGCUUUUAUAUGCUGUGCACAGGUGCUAAAAGGUCACAAAACAUUCCUGAACGCUGCUUACAAUUGGGAAUUUCUGAUCUGGGAAGCAGCCCUCCUCCUCUUUUUACUGCGCCUGGCAUCCCUGGGCUCUGAGACCAACAAGAAGUACAGCAAUAUCUCAAUCCUGCUCACUGAGCAGAUAAACCUGUAUUUGAAGAUGGAGAAGAAGCCAAACAAGAAAGAGCAGCUCUCACUGGUGAACAAUGUGCUAAAGCUGUCUACAAAACUCCUGAAGGAGCUAGACACGCCCUUUAGACUCUACGGUCUGACCAUGAACCCUUUAAUCUACAACAUCACGCGUGUUGUGAUCCUGUCGGCUGUUUCAGGUGUUAUAAGUGAUCUUCUGGGAUUCAACAUCAGAUUAUGGAAGAUUAAACCGUGAACUGACCACACGCUGCGACUCAGCACUUGCCUUCCAGGCAGAGGGGCAGAGCAGAGAGAAGAGGGACGGUGGCUGGCUGCAGAGUGCUCGCAACCUCUGGCAGAUCUGUCACCAGUAUUUCUUACCUGGAGGGUCACCCACAGCUUAUUUCAUCACCUGCAGAAUAAACUGGUGAAGCCAACCCACAACCCACUUCUGAGUGAGGCAGUGAAAUUCAGGGCUGCAAGAUGAACACACUCGAGCCAUCAGUUGCAUAGCAGAGUCAUGCUGCUUACACGAGGAGGGCUGUUUCCCACCAGGAGAGAGGAUAGUUUCGAGAACACUAACGCACGACACUAACCCACAGGCCUUAGCAGAACGAGCGAACAGGACUGCAUCCGGGUGUGAGACGCCUUAAAGCGCUCCGGGGGCAGUUCAGCAGCUACCUACCGUCAGUGGGGUGGGUACACGUAUCCACCUUCGUGGCAGUAGGUUGGAGGAGGUGGGUCAAGGCCAUCUGGUAAGUCUUAAAGCUUUCCACUUCACUGUGCCUUAACUCUAUAGACACACCUGCCUCAGAAGGGUAAGGCCCAAAUCCUCAGUGACAAAACCGAAGAGCAGGCCGAUGGGCGCUGCGGUUGCUCAUUUGUUUCUCUUCACGUGUUACUUGUGAAGAAGCUUCCCCCAGAGGCACAGCUCCACUGCGAGGUGCAGCUCACAUUCUCCCUUCCUUGUGGUACACUGGCUAGUUUCUAAUAUAUUACGGUUGAAGUCGGUCACGGAGCUCAUGUUCUGCCGGAACAAAGGGAUCCCUUUUCGUAACGGCCUUCCUCCCGCUCACAUCGUAAGGGGCAGGCUGGCAAAGGUCCCUUUUUGUAAUAAAUCAUUUCUGCAAAACUCUUUGCUGUACCACGAGAGGCUGCGAGACGGAAAAGCAAGUGACAAUAGUUAACAAAAUGUCUGUGUUUAGGUACAAAUAAAACUACAGAAGCAAACGAUCAUUA
This is a messenger RNA of Alligator mississippiensis (American alligator), 3319 nucleotides long. RefSeq names its product putative homeodomain transcription factor 1 (gene PHTF1). NCBI's taxonomy places the organism in Eukaryota, Metazoa, Chordata, Crocodylia, Alligatoridae. The transcript is spliced from 18 exons. The coding region runs from base 63 to 2336 and encodes 757 amino acids. Gene Ontology annotation, cellular component: endoplasmic reticulum. The record is from RefSeq and is a predicted model, not a curated record.